Parastagonospora nodorum SN15 is the source of this 1212-nucleotide messenger RNA. RefSeq lists its product as hypothetical. Lineage: Eukaryota; Fungi; Ascomycota; Dothideomycetes; Pleosporales; Phaeosphaeriaceae. The coding region runs from base 1 to 1212 and encodes 403 amino acids. The transcript is spliced from 2 exons. Gene Ontology annotation, cellular component: plasma membrane. The record is from RefSeq and is a predicted model, not a curated record. Gene Ontology annotation, molecular function: nucleobase transmembrane transporter activity. Gene Ontology annotation, biological process: transmembrane transport; nucleobase transport.
AUGCUGCUCUCUUGGGACCCCAAUCUUGAGCAAAACAUCCCGAACAAGAUCCCUACCGAGACGGGCAUGACAACCGCCCAAUUUAUGUCAUAUUUCAUCUUCUGCUUGAUCAGUCUGCCAGCCUUACUCAUCCGGGUUCAUCGUAUCCAGAAGUUCUUCUACGUUACUAGCACGAUCACUCUGACAUUCUUCAUGGUCUUGUUGAUCUGGGCUCUGGCUACCAUGGGACCUGAGGGCUUCGGCAAUACUCUCAACUCUGACACCUCAAUCCCGGUAUCCGGAUCGCCCUAUAGCACCACCUGGCUGAUGAUAUACGGCAUCAUGUCAACCAUCGGUUCCAUUGCGGCGGGUAUACUCAAUCAGAAUGACUACGCUAGGUUCGCUGCGCGCUCUAGCCAUGCCAUCUGGGGACAGGCUUUGGCCUUCCCUAUGUACAGCAUCUUCGCCUCCGUGAUCGGCAUCCUCGUUACCGCAGCCACACAAAACCGUCUGGGCGAACCUAUCUGGAAUCCGCCCACCCUGUUCAUUCGCUUGCUUGUUACCAAUAACAGCGCGGGAACAAGAGCUGCAGUGUUUUUUGCUGGACUCGCCUUGGCUAUAUCUCAAUUGGGAAGCAACCUUCCAGGCAAUGCGCUCUCCGGAGGUUUGGAUUUGGCAUCUGUCUUUCCGAAGUACAUCAACCUCCGCCGAUGUGCAUACAUUAUUGCUAUUCUGAGUCCGGUCGUCAAUCCUUGGCGCCUUGUGAACACGGCUACAACUUUCUUGACUGUCCUCUCCGGCUAUAGUGUCUUCCUUGCCCCCAUGACGGGCAUCAUGGCUAGCCAUUAUGUCUUUGUCGGCAGAUCCAAAGUCAACGUCGAUGACCUCUACAUUGGCGAUAGCAGCAGUGUCUACUGGUACACUAAGGGGAUCAAUUGGCGUGCUCCUCUCGCGGUGACCGCUUUGAACCUAUCAAUCAUUGUCAGUGACGGCGCGGUCGAACUGUACUAUAUGAACUACCUCUACGGAUUCUUGUCCAGCGCAUUGGUGUACUUCCUGCUCCAUUGGGCUGUACCCGAUAAGAAGUUGGAUAAUUUUGUCAAGAGCAGUCUCUCUGCUCAUGAGCUGCAACGGCUGUAUGAUGGCCGUUGGCAGGUGACUAUGGGUCAGAUGCCAGAGAACUGUGAUGAAGGUGUUUCGGAACAACAUGACUCGGCGAAGGCUGCUUUUUAG